This is a messenger RNA of Helobdella robusta, 1445 nucleotides long. RefSeq lists its product as hypothetical. Gene Ontology annotation, biological process: gluconeogenesis; fructose 1,6-bisphosphate metabolic process; fructose metabolic process. The coding region runs from base 89 to 1105 and encodes 338 amino acids. Gene Ontology annotation, cellular component: cytoplasm; cytosol. The record is from RefSeq and is a predicted model, not a curated record. Gene Ontology annotation, molecular function: fructose 1,6-bisphosphate 1-phosphatase activity. Lineage: Eukaryota; Metazoa; Annelida; Clitellata; Rhynchobdellida; Glossiphoniidae. The transcript has 8 exons.
UGUAUUGUAUAGAAGAUCUUCGUAUAUUAUAUUGUUUGUUCUUCUUUAAUUUCUGCUGCUGCUGACGAAAAGUUUAAAAGAUACAGGAAUGGCCGAAGGUAUAGAUACUGAUUGCAUGACUCUGACGAGGUUCCUGUUGGCAGAACAGCGAAAACAUCCGUCUGCAACUGGAGAUUUGACCCAAUUGAUCAACGCCAUCCUGACAGCCAUUAAAGCUAUUUCUAGUGCUGUUCGCAGAGCUGGAAUCGCUCAAUUAUACGGCAUAACUGGAAAUUCAAAUGUGCAAGGAGAGGAAGUUAAGAAGUUAGAUGUUCUCUCAAAUGAACUCUUCAUCAACAUGUUGAAAUCUUCAUUCACCACUUGCCUGCUUGUCAGUGAAGAGAAUGAAACAGUCAUUGAAGUUGAAUUGGAAAAACAGGGUAAGUACAUGGUGUCAUUUGAUCCUCUGGAUGGUUCAUCCAACAUCGAUUGUUUGGGAUCCAUUGGAACUAUAUUCGCAAUCUAUCGAAGACCAAAUGAUGAUAGCAUAAAGCAGGAAGACAUCCUCGUGCCAGGUAGACAGGCAGUGGCAGCUGGUUAUGCAUUGUAUGGUAGUGCCACCAUGCUAGUUCUCUCAGUAGGACAUGGAGUUAAUGGGUUCUUGUUGGAUCCUUCAAUAGGUGAGUUUUUGUUGACCGAUCGCAAGAUGAAGAUCAAACCUCGAGGCAAAAUUUAUUCAAUCAACGAAGGGUACUCGUCCAUGUGGCCACAACAGGUCAAGGACUACAUUGACAGUCUCAAGUUCCCAAAGAGUGGCAAACCGCCAUAUGGAGCUCGUUACAUAGGUUCAAUGGUGGCAGAUGUACACAGAACGUUGAAGUAUGGAGGAAUAUUUGCAUACCCUGCCACUAAGGACUCGCCAAAAGGAAAGCUUCGUUUGUUGUAUGAGUGCAUUCCGAUGGCUUUCAUCAUAGAGCAAGCUGGGGGGUUGGCUACAAAUGGCGACAUCAACAUACUCGAUAUUAAACCUGAACUCAUUCACCAGAGGUCGCCCAUUUUUCUGGGGUCCAAGGAGGAUGUCGAGGAUUUGAUGAGUUUUUUCAAAUCUUCUGGAGAUAAAGCUUAAACGUUCAUUCUGUUUGAUUAUAUCAAUUUGAAAAUAUCAUUGAUUCGAAGAAUUGUAAGUUGUUUAGUUUAGUUUCAUAUUCAUUUUUUCAUUCUACGUUGGGUUUGGGAAAUAUCAUUUCGUUUAUGUGCUCAACUGGCAGAACGAUGAAACUUUUUUGUUGGUUAUUUAUUUUUACUUUGUUAUCACUUGUUUCAGACAGUGUUCAUUGACUGCUGAUAAAUGAUUAAUAAAUGUCUUCUUGCUUAAUUAUGUAUAGCCGAUUUAGAUAGGUUCUUGUCUAGUUUCAUUUUUUGGUUAAUAUUGGUAAUUAAAAUAAAUUGAAAUUACGUAAUAAAAA